UUCCUGACUGAAAUCUACAGUUCCCUAGGUACAGUACGUUCAGAGCAGGAAUCUAUUCCCAUGGAGGGCUUUCCUUGGAGCUCAGCAAGCAUGCGAGUUUCCGCGAGGCUCCUGCUUCUCGUUUGCGCCGUCUGGUCAUUCGUUUGCCCGAAUUCCGCAGCACGUACUAGUACCUGGUCGUUGGGUUCCGAGCUAGCACCGGCAAUGGUCCAAGAAUGGCUAGGGACCGAUGAUGCCGCGGGCCGCCAGCAAGGGACAAAGCUUAUCCGCGGGGAGAAGAUUCUUCCAGUCGCAGGGACCGAAUUCUGGUCCCCGGGUCGAGUUCGCGUUGACGGUAUCGAGCGUGAUUCUAUUGAAACUGGCGACUUGAGCUUAACAAGCAGGAGGGAUGGGGAGGAGCACGCGGCAGUUGCGAGAGGACUCGUUGCGCGGAGCACCUGGGGAACACUCAGCACCAUUUCUCGGCACCUCCACGGCUCGCCUUUUGGGAACGUGGUUUCCUUUACAGACGGCAUCCCUGGUAACUAUUCAGGGACGCCGUACUUCUACCUCACACCGCUGGACCCCUCGGCUGCUGACGUGGCAGCCGAUCCUCACGCCUCGUUGGCCAUCAGCGCCAUGCCUCUCGGCGCAUGCGGUGACUCGGACCCCGAGAGCCCACUCUGUGCCAAGCUGACACUGUCAGGAGAGCUGCGUCAAGUGCUGGACGCCCAAGAGCUCUCAUUCGCCGAGCAUGCUCUCUUUACCCGUCACCCCGAAAUGACAAUCUGGCCCAAGGACCACCAUUUUCGGGUGUUCAAGCUUGUCCUUGCUAGUGUUUUCUUCAUUAAUGGCUUUGGUGGGCCCAGGCACAUCACUGUAGAACAAUACUACAGUGCAUCUCCUGUGAAUUUGUCCAGAAGCUUCCUCCACGAGGCUUGAUUGGGCAACUGUAGUCCUCAUCGCCUGUACAUUUGUAUGCAGUGAUUUUACUGGCAUGUUUCUGCGUUCUGGUCUAUUCUGAUGAAUA
Closterium sp. NIES-67 is the source of this 1009-nucleotide messenger RNA. Lineage: Eukaryota; Viridiplantae; Streptophyta; Zygnematophyceae; Desmidiales; Closteriaceae. The record is from the annotation of a GenBank genome assembly.